AAAUAGUCACAACCAAUGAGGCUGCCAAGAUUAAAAGUCCACUCACUGGAUGUGUAUUUUGAAUUAUGCGGUUGCGUUUUGAGGAGGGACGGUCUGAGUGCUGCCGAGACCCGUAGUCAGACAGUCAGUGGAACAAUGUCGGAGGAGGGCUCGGAAAGUUCUUCACAGGCAGUGACCAUGGCUGAUGUACAGCAGCUGGUGAAAAAGAAAGAUGCCAUUGAGGCUCAGAUCAAAGCUUACUAUGAUAUUUUGGAGGGGCAAAAUAAAGCUGGAAUGGAUGAGCCUUUAGUUGAUGUUGAAGGAUAUCCUCGAAACGAUAUUGAUGUUUAUGAAGUUCGAACAGCUCGACAUAAUAUAAUUUGCCUACAAAAUGACCAUAAAGCCUUAAUGAAACAAAUUGAGGAAGCACUCCAUCACCUACAUGCACGUGACCGGGAGAAGCAUAGACUGGAUGAGGCAGAGGUGCAUCCUGAAGUAAUGGAACAGGAGAAUAGUUUACCAGCUGCUUUUGCCAAAGUAGACACUGUUAGUCCAGGUUCACCUGCCCAUAUUUCGGGUUUGCAAGUUGGUGAUGAAAUUAUAGAAUUUGGUUCAGUAAAUACUGAAAACUUUCAAAACUUGCAAAAUAUUGCCACAGUGGUGCAGCACAGUGAAGGGAAUCCUUUAAACAUAACAGUUAUUCGAAAUGGACAAACUGUACAUAUGAGUCUCACACCUCAGCGAUGGAGUGGAAGAGGAUUAUUAGGGUGUAAUAUUAUUCCUUUGCAGCACUAAAGGUUGUUGAUUCAGCAUGAGAAAACCUUCACAUACUGCAAAAUGCUCACACCACAGCAACGUGAAAUUGGAGCAAAUCUGGACAUUGGAACAUUACAGCUCCCUAUUUCAAGCAAAGUUAUUUAAAGCAAAGUAUUUAUUUAGUUUGAUUAGUUUCUAUGGAAAGAUUUUUUUUCUCCAUUUCGUUUUCAGAUUAAAUUUAAAUCCUUUCAUAAUUUACCAUCAUGUCAUUCAUCAACUGAGACUGUCACAGCCUUUGUUGCUAUGAUAUGCGACCGAUAUAUCAAUGGGUGAAAGGUUGAAUUGAUUUUGCUUGCUCUUUAUUUCUAAGCUCAGUUGUAUUGAUUUCAAAUUAAGGAUAUUAUGGAAAACAUUUGCUGAUUUGUAGGGAUUGUUGGUAUAAUACCUGCUUUGGGAAUAGGUCAAAUGCAUAGUUGAGUAUACAAGGGUCUUCAAUAUGCAUAACAAAUUGCAGAUGCUGUGUCUAAGAAAAAUAGAAAUAUGUAGUUAGUGAGCUUUCUUGUGUUAACAUCACGAAUGUCUGAAGUGACUUUUUUUAUACAGGUUCAAUUAUUUUUCUGAAUCUUUACAAUUUCAAAAUGCUGAAUAUUGAUUUGUAUUUUAUUGAAAUAUACAAGCAGUUCAUGAAUAAAAUAAAUUUAUUUUGUGACAAGUAUGCUGGUAUUUACUAUAAAAGUUUUGUUUGAAGUAAUAUGAGAUUCAUGUGUUUGAUAGAAUUAAAGGUAAUGUCACUGUGGUUACAUGUUGGUUUUUUGUUUUUUCCUAGGAAAAAAUAUUGUUUGCAUGUUUAUGUAAAAACUGUACUGGGAAUGGGAUGGACUUUUGUAUUGUGCUAUUUGGACCAGAUUCUAAUCCAGGAAAAACCUAUACAGGUCAUUCUGCUGUAACACAUGUUUUGUAAAUGCAAAUUCACUAUAACACAAUCCACAUACUGUGGGCACU
Messenger RNA from Chiloscyllium plagiosum (whitespotted bambooshark), 1737 nucleotides. RefSeq names its product proteasome 26S subunit, non-ATPase 9 (gene psmd9). NCBI's taxonomy places the organism in Eukaryota, Metazoa, Chordata, Chondrichthyes, Orectolobiformes, Hemiscylliidae. Gene Ontology annotation, biological process: proteasome regulatory particle assembly. The record is from RefSeq and is a predicted model, not a curated record. Gene Ontology annotation, molecular function: protein binding. Gene Ontology annotation, cellular component: nucleus; cytoplasm.